Molecule: messenger RNA, 417 nt
Organism: Exophiala spinifera
Lineage: Eukaryota; Fungi; Ascomycota; Eurotiomycetes; Chaetothyriales; Herpotrichiellaceae
Exons: 4
Coding region: 1-417 (138 amino acids)
Biological process (GO): endoplasmic reticulum to Golgi vesicle-mediated transport
Cellular component (GO): endoplasmic reticulum membrane; COPII-coated ER to Golgi transport vesicle
Source: RefSeq, a predicted model, not a curated record
AUGUCGGGCGAGGCGUGGUUGUACCUGCUCUCCGUGCUGAUAAAUGCCGUCAACCUGUUCCUUCAAGUCUUCUUCACUAUUAUGUAUAGCGAUUUGGAAUGUGACUAUAUCAACCCUAUCGAUCUCUGCAACCGCCUCAACACCUACAUCAUUCCCGAAGCUGCCGUCCAUGCAUUCCUGACCUUCCUCUUCUUGAUCAAUGGAUACUGGCUGGCGUUGUUGUUGAACCUGCCUCUCCUAGCCUUCAACGCAAAGAAGAUUCUGGACAAUCAACAUUUGCUCGACGCCACUGAGAUUUUCCGAAAAUUGAACGUGCAUAAAAAGGAAUCAUUUAUCAAGCUCGGUUUCCAUCUCGUCAUGUUCUUCUUCUACCUCUACAGCAUGAUUGUUGCACUCAUCAAGGACGAAGGCAAUUGA